ACUUAAAAAUAGAAAAGAAUUCAAAGGCUAUCCUUGACCACAUAUAGAGGAUCGUCAACUCUCUAUAAAGCCCGGAGUCAAAGAUUCAAAGGCCUUUUGGAUCACUUUGAACCCCCACUCACCUCAAGCGCUCAAACAAUGAUUCCAAAAGAUGAAAAAGUUUAUAAAAGAGCGAAUCUUUCUUUCAUUCUAACUCCCAUGCACAAAGUAUUCAUGAAGAACAUUUGAUACACUUUAAUAAACUUUAACGUCUAAUGAUGAAAAUAUUUUGCAGAUGAUGACAUCGACGACACCGACCUCGGACUCUUUGUCCAAAUAUUUAAGAAGAUGAUGCUCAAGAAGGGAGCCAAGAAGAACACUCCACUCAAGUGCUAUGUGUGUGGUGAAAUUGGGCACAUCAAACCAAUGUGUCCGAAGCUCAAGAACAAGAAGGACAAGAGGGCACCGAAGAAGCAACGUGCCUACAUUUCAUGGGAAAAUGACGGCUCCGGGAGUGAAGACUCAGAAAUGGAGGAAGUGGCCAACUUGUGUCUCAUGGCCAUUGAGGAUGGUGAAACAUCAAAAGAGGGUUCAAAACCCAAUCAAUCUGAAAUCGAUGACCUUACAACUGGUGGUAAUACGACCACUGACAAAAGUCAUGAUGAGGAUCGAUGGAACAAAGAUGAUGAAGCUGAGAGCGAUGAACUUGAAGAUGUAUACAGUGAUGAUCAGCAUUAAAGCUUUUGAUUUUGUGAUUCACUUCGACCAAGACACCCAUGAUGGCUAGAUUUUUGAGAUUCUUAGCGUUCUGACAUUCUCGCGCAAGUUUUGUCUAAGCUUCGUUCUUCGGGGUUGAUAAAUGUUGUGACAAUUCAUGAAUCUCAUAUCCCGGUUAAUUAUAUUAAAGCUUUCUACUCCGAUAUGACUUUCAAGCGUAGAAAUCAUCAAUAUGUGAUUAUUUCUAAGUUUUGUGGUAAAGAGGUUACUAUUUCUAGUGGUGAAUUGAAUGAGAUGUUUGGCAUGGAGAAUAGUAACAAGGAGCUCACUACCCAAAAUAAUGAUCAAAACCCGUGGUAUAAUUUUGAUGAACAAAAGUGUUGGGAAGUGAUGAAUUUUCGACCCAAAUUCAAUGAAUCUGGACGGCCCAA
Molecule: messenger RNA, 1127 nt
Organism: Cuscuta campestris
Lineage: Eukaryota; Viridiplantae; Streptophyta; Magnoliopsida; Solanales; Convolvulaceae
Source: the annotation of a GenBank genome assembly